AAUCACUCCGCCACGAUCCGGCCGUCUUUAUCCGUCGCGCGUUGCGUGUCUUAGUCAGCAGGAGUUGUAUCAUUUCGUUCGCAGGCGUUGCAUCCUUCGGUAUCGAGGUUCUUCAACUCGCUUUUUAAUCCGGAAGCCGGGCCAGUUCUGAUUUUUGUUCUUGAUUUUUCCCCGUUUUCGUAGGGCGCGGGCGCUGCGGUCAAAUGACUUGAUUAUUCCCGGAGGAUCCCAGUUCGGACCAGGAGUAUUUCCGUUGCUACAAUUAUCAGUUUCUGAAUGGGGUUGUUUGUGACGGUGCUGCUUCUGCUUCUCACAGCCGUGUCCUCCCUGUGUAGGCACAUCAUCGACCCGACACUCGGACUCGAUCGGACGCAGGAGUAUGCUCUCAUCAAAAGAGACGCCCAAGAUGAGACACCGCAAGAGGUCGCCUUCGACGAGUACCCGGUAGUUGUGCCAAAGCGAGCUGCUAUGCUAUUGGAUAGGAUAAUGUCAGCGCUUCAGAAAGCUGUGGACGAUGAUAACUCUAUGAGUUCAAAAAGAGAACCUAAAUUCAUCAGAGGCAACAAAACUUAUUGGAGAUGUUAUUUCAAUGCUGUUUCAUGCUUUUAAAUAUAAAUGUCUUCUUUAAGUCAA
Bemisia tabaci is the source of this 633-nucleotide messenger RNA. RefSeq names its product Allatostatin double C (gene AstCC). The record is from RefSeq and is a predicted model, not a curated record. NCBI's taxonomy places the organism in Eukaryota, Metazoa, Arthropoda, Insecta, Hemiptera, Aleyrodidae.